Dunckerocampus dactyliophorus (ringed pipefish) is the source of this 3786-nucleotide messenger RNA. Its product is annotated as zinc finger protein. Gene Ontology annotation, molecular function: zinc ion binding; nucleic acid binding. The transcript has 8 exons. Bases 596 to 1357 code for a protein of 253 amino acids. NCBI's taxonomy places the organism in Eukaryota, Metazoa, Chordata, Actinopteri, Syngnathiformes, Syngnathidae. The record is from RefSeq and is a predicted model, not a curated record.
CACGAACUCGCCCGGUGCUCCCACUCACUGUGCAGCUCCUGCAUCCAACGUGCACGCACACGCACACGAGUGGCGAGCUCUCUGUCUUUUCAUUCAUCCCACUGAAGACUGCGCACAGCAUCAUCAUCAUCAUCAUCAUCAUCACCAUCACCAUCAUUUGCCUCCUCCUCUUCCUCUUCCCUCUUUAGUGCUGGGAUAUCUUCCCAGUCCCUUCUCUCCCCCGUCCACGGAGCGUGUCCUAGCAGCGGAUUAUGUCCACGGUGCUGCGCUUCUUGCCUCCGCGCCACACGGCAGAGAGGAGCCGCUAGAGGACACGCGUCGCUACCGUGCAACAAGAGGCGUGUGUAGUGUGUGUGUAACUGAUACCGAGGAGGAGGAGGACUGAGAAGGAACAAUAAAAGUAUUUUGGAGCGGUUAAUCCGGGACAGAGUUGACGGAUUGUACGGUGCAGCUGCAAGAUUGAAGACAUUCGGCUGGCGAAUGGUUGUCGGUUUUGAAGAGACGAGUCACCUCUGCAAGCAACGAAGCAGAACUACGUUCUUCAUCACAGGAAUCUGACCAGAACUGGACUUAGGAGACCAAGUGGGGGUCUCCAAUGAAGAUGAAGUCUGCGGGCAUCGUGGAUGGAGGCUUGUUCACAGAGAGUUAUUGCAACAUCUGCAAUGCCCAGCUCAUCUCUGAGUCCCAGCGCACGGCACACUAUGAGAGUAAGAAACACGCCAACAAGGUGCGUCUGUUUUACAUGCUUCACCCGGAAGAUGGAGGACCACCUUCAAAAAGACUAAGGCCCGAUAACCCGGACUGUGCAGAGACAGAGGUGGACAAGAACAAGUGCUGUACCUUGUGUAACAUGUUCUUCACCUCAGCCAUUGUGGCCCAGUCCCACUACCAGGGCAAAACCCAUGCCAAGAGAGUCCGCCUGGUGCUGGGCGAGCAACCAAGCAUCCCCACAGCCUUGACCAUGCAGCCUACAAACGCAGAUUCCUCCCCUUCAACCCCACUGCCCACAGACCCAACGGCGUGCCCUCCUCCUCCCUCGGCCCUGCCCUGGCCCGUGGCGGUGGUCAGCGGGAACGGCGGGAGAGAAGCCGGUAAAUACUGCUGCCUCUGCGGCGCCUGGUUCAACAACCCGCUGAUGGCCCAGCAGCACUACGAGGGCAAGAAGCACCGCAGGAACGCCGCCCGAGCACGGCUGGUGGAGCAGCUUGCGGGAAGCCUGGAUGCCACGGAGAGCACAGGGCUGCGGAGUAGUUAUUCCUGCAGCGUCUGCAGCGUGGUCCUCAACUCCAUCGAGCAGUACCAUGCACACCUCCAGGGCUCUAAACAUCAGAACAACCUGAAGCAACACCAGCAAUGAGCCACAAACAGAAAGAGAUGGCGUUAGCCAAGACUUCACAAAUCCUGCCAUAUGUCACAAACUGAAGAGUAUAUACGUGGAUGUUUGUCUGUACAGGACACGCACCCGAUGUGUGGGUUAUUUUAAAGGUAAACAUUUAUUUCUGUGACCUGAAAAAUAUAUCUCUUGAGAUUUAUUUAGCACCAAAGUGUUGGACGAUGAUUUGACGGCCAUCAGAGAUCAAUUUGGUAUGGGCUGCCGAAACCCAGACCUGGAUUUAAGUGUCGGUGUGAUGCCCCAAAUGUUUCAGGUUAAGCCCAAUCGUAUUCAUACGCUGGCAAAAUUUUAAGUUCAACUGAAUUUCUAUUUGGUGAAUUGGGUGUCUUCUGGAAGACGAUGUUAUGUUAACACAUAUUAAUAGAGUAAUAUCCAGUAAUCCCUCGCUAUAUUGUUAUUAUUAUUUCAAAUAAUAAUUAAUAAAUCACUGUUUCACUGUUUCGUGGUUGACUAUGGCCUAUUAUUGCCAAAAAAAUAUUGAAAGACAAGUUAUAUGUAGUUUUGUGGUCACUAAUGUCACUGAUGUUAUGAGACAUGACGUUAGAUUACAUUACCUUUCACACUGCAUGGAAACUGGCUGCUGAGCUAGCAGAGCUACCCUGGUUGAGAUUGAGUGAAAAAAAGGUUUUCCUCUCAUUCUGCCUGCAAGUGGUAAGUUUCUGUCCUCCUUAACCACACUGUUUUGUUUGAAACGCAUUCUUCCGUUUAGAAAACGGAACUUGGAGAGGCUAACUAGUUAGCUCGCUAGCCUGCUGUGCUAGCGGCGGCCGUCUGUUAUGUCCCUGUAGUGAUCCCGUAGCCUGAUCAAUGUGCUGUAAACAAUAAUAGGCGUGUAAAAGUGACUAUUGGAGUGUCAUUUCAUGUCGACGGGGUUCUAAUGAUGUUUCAAUCCGUAUUUAGAAAGACAUUAAGAGGUUUUUGUAUGCUCUAACUAUGAAACUAUUCCAUUUAUCGACAUUGACUCACAUAUCACAGAAAUUCAUUUAGUGCUGUCGGGUCUAGAAACAGUUAACUGCGACGAACGGGAGAUUGACCAAUUUACCCCUCUGAAUAUAAUAUAAAUUGAUAUUGAUGUCAAAUGGCCAGGGUAUGAAUCCUUUUGGGCUUACCUGUUUGUUACCGUGUUCCUCAUUGAACAACGUUACUACUCAAGGACAAGAAAACGCCCUACGACUUCAGAUUUGCAUGAAUUUCUACAACUGGAGAUAUUUUUUGGCUUGAACGUCUGAAUCCCGAGGAUGAAUGCGACCCCAGUGAUUGAAGGGCCGCCAAGGAACCAUUUUUUGAGAUGAUUCUACCCAAUCCAAUGCUGGUGUGGCAUGAAUUUGUGACAGCAGACUAAAAGCAGCACAAAGACCUUUAAACUCCCGUUUUGGAUGUGUGACGCUUGUUUGUGUUGAAAGUGUUGAAACACAUUCCUUACAGAACUGAAUAAUGAUGUCAGAAGCAGACCAGAGGCCCAAAAAAACCCACCCCUGGUCUGUUAAAAGGGCAACGUGUAGAUGACUUAUUUUUUUUGUUGCUAGAGCCAGAGGAAAAACAUCACUUGCAAAAGUAUGUAGCAGUCAAUGUGCAAUGAUACUGUAACUAAAUGCAUGUAAACCGUGGCAUUCAAUUGCGUUUUUUUUCCUUCUUCUUCUUCUUUUUAAUUGAUUGCUUGCACAUUUUGGCAAUAGCGUUGCUCUCUCUUGUUAGCUUUGUAACGCAUCAAUGCUCACGCCUCAACAACUUUUAGUACACUUCUUUUGAUACCCAGUCAACAUUGUGUAAGUCCUCUUAUCACAGUGUCGGUAAAGUGAAGUUCAACAAUGGUCCGUAGCACUUUAACUUGAUAAAACACACAUUUUACUUGCGCUAUUGCCGAGAUCUCACCGAUUGGCAUUUGUCAUUAUUCUGAGUGAAGGACUGAAAAACAAAGCACUACAAUAAGCUAUUGUGUUCUUUCUUUUUUUGGAUGAGAUCUGUUUCAACGCUAAUAGUUCAAGCAAUGUUUUUUAUUUGUGCAUCGUGUGAGAGUGGACUUCAAAUGACCUACUGUAAUUAGAAAUAGUUUUUCUCUGUGCGGAUGCGUUCCGAGUAACGGCUGUGUUGAAGUGAAUUAGUACAAGGAAGCCAAACUUUUUGUUUAUGUCAGUAAGCAGUAGCUGCAAGUCGUGUAUUGAGGAUUACAAGAGUUUUGUAUUCAUACUGUUUAUCUGCACUAAGCCACAGGGUGACGAGGGAAAUGUGUUCAUAUUAUUGAGUAUUAAUAAUAAAUAUACGGACAAUGAUAUGAAAAUGGAGUCUUUUCAGUGUGUGAUGCCAUUCGAAAUGAACGCGGAUGAUCGUCAUCAUUGAUCCGCCUCUGCACUAAUGCAAACAUAGUGUCAAGUUCUCCGAAAACAACAGCAAGC